Molecule: messenger RNA, 1247 nt
Organism: Hyaloscypha bicolor E
Lineage: Eukaryota; Fungi; Ascomycota; Leotiomycetes; Helotiales; Hyaloscyphaceae
Exons: 1
Coding region: 122-1210 (362 amino acids)
Source: RefSeq, a predicted model, not a curated record
UAUGCAGAUUAAAACCACAUUGAUUUCAGCCCGAUAUAGCUUUCUUUCCUGAUCCCAAUCCGCUCACUAUUUCAUUUAUACCCUGCUUACAACUUAAACGGGGGUAUUUUGAUAUCCCAAAAUGACCCACGAUAUUCUCCUCACAACCGCAUCAGGCAUCGUCCGCAUAGUUCUCAAAAUCUACUUUACUGUCUUGCUGCUUCUCGUCGCCGUCUUAGGCAAUAGCCUCUGUGCUCUUCGCGCUCGUUGGCAACUUGCUCGUGAUGGCCAAAUCCCUCUUGUCAAAUUAACUAGCUGGCUCAAUUGGUCCCAAGCGCUCUUGUUGACUUGGUCCCUCCGCUCGAAUGCGCUCGGUUUCUUUGGCAUUGUUAUGGUAUUCACCGGCAUACUGUCCAAGGCCUCGGAUCUCGUUGUCCUCGGUCUGGUCAACGAAGUCAUGAUCGAGACGAGAUGCCCCUUCAAUACCAGCACCGACUUUCUGGUGCUAGCAAGCGAGUAUUAUCGCAAGUCUUAUAGCGCUCCUGACCCGGAGGGUUCGUUCUACAACCUCGUUACCCAGGCACAAAUCAACAGCGUACGCAACGGCGGUCUGAAUGCCAUCUACGACAAGGUCAACACAAAUAUCAAUUUUCGAGCAAGCCCGGAGGACGUCGUGGCCAACUGGACGUGCAGCGAACUCGGCGAUCCAUCUACACCUCCGGUAUAUGACGCCUCCACGACGUACCAGAACAUCAGCACCGAUCUCGCGACCAGGAACCUAAUAUUCACCGGCGUAAACAACGCCUAUCGUUCCUGCUUCCGUACCUACGGCUCGGACCCGAGAAUCAAUCAACUAGUCAUCAUCACGGCUAACAACACGCAAGAAACGGACGGAACGUUCAGCAUCCGCGCCUCCUUUGACACAACACCCUCGUACACGGAUGCUAAGGCCAUGCGAAGCUUCGAAUGCAACCUAGGACCGCAAAACCAGACGUGGAUGCAAACACACAUUGGCGUCGAGAGCACACUGACCAGCUGGUGCAGCCUGCUUCGCGGUGAUAUGUACGACGGCUAUAGCACUAACAAAACCUUCACUCUGGCGCCCGAGACCCGCUUUGAGAGCUUUCUACACAGCAUGAUAAUGAGUGCGAAUUCGCUCAUGAGCCCGAACGCGAGUAGGAUACAUGACGACACGCAGGGCUGCAUGGAUGGACGGACAGUUGUGCCCUAGCCUGUCACGCUACUGCUCGCGGUCGUGACGGCCUUCU